AUGUCCCCCGCCGCGGAGAUCAAGUAUCUGCGGGCCAAGAUCUCGAAACUCGAGCAAAAAUACGAGCGGUACUGCGCGACCCUGGACCGGCUCGAAGGCAGGCAACCCGCGGAAUGCUUCGUCGAACAAAAGGCGAGGAUAACGUAUAAGAUAAAGGACAUCCUGGCAGAUAUCAAUAUUCUUGAGAGUAAGAUUCUUACCUGGAGGGCGGAGGGAGAGAAGAAGAUUUAUGGCCUUUGUUAG
Messenger RNA from Morchella importuna, 243 nucleotides. RefSeq lists its product as uncharacterized. Lineage: Eukaryota; Fungi; Ascomycota; Pezizomycetes; Pezizales; Morchellaceae. The record is from RefSeq and is a predicted model, not a curated record. The transcript has a single exon. The coding region runs from base 1 to 243 and encodes 80 amino acids.